Molecule: messenger RNA, 5550 nt
Organism: Lontra canadensis (Northern American river otter)
Lineage: Eukaryota; Metazoa; Chordata; Mammalia; Carnivora; Mustelidae
Gene: RGS5
Product: regulator of G protein signaling 5
Exons: 5
Coding region: 78-623 (181 amino acids)
Source: RefSeq, a predicted model, not a curated record
ACUUGGGAAGUUUUCAGAGUCUCACUCUGCUGUUCAGAAUUUGUGCUCAAAACUGAGGAGCUAAGCCACUUGCCAAAAUGUGCAAAGGACUUGCGGCUUUGCCCCACUCAUGCCUGGAAAGGGCCAAGGAGAUUAAGAUCAAGUUGGGAAUUCUCCUCCAGAAGCCAGACUCAGCUGUUGACCUUGUCAUUCCAUACAAUGAGAAGCCAGAAAAACCAGCCAAGACCCAGAAACCUUCCUUGGAUGAGGCCCUGCAGUGGCGUGACUGCCUGGACAAGCUUCUGCAGAACAACUAUGGACUUGCCAGCUUCAAAAGUUUCCUGAAGUCUGAAUUCAGUGAGGAGAACCUUGAGUUCUGGCUUGCCUGUGAGGACUACAAGAAGAUCAAGUCCCCUGCCAAGAUGGCUGAGAAGGCAAAGAAAAUUUAUGAAGAAUUCAUCCAAACUGAGGCUCCUAAAGAGGUGAAUAUUGAUCACUUCACAAAGGACAUCACCAUGAAGAACCUGGUGGAACCUUCUCUGAGCAGCUUUGAUGUGGCCCAGAAGAGAAUCUAUGCCCUGAUGGAAAAGGAUUCACUGCCUCGCUUUGUGCGCUCUGAGUUUUACCAGGAAUUAAUCAAGUAGUAGUUCAGUCGGGCUGUGAGAAUCACCCUGUGAGUUACUUCCUCCUUAAUACCCUGCGUUUUCCAGCAGCCUGCGUAUCUUCCCACAGCAGCUUCAUUCAAAGAUACCCAAAUGGGGAAAACCCCAGUGAGCGCUGCUUACUCUUUCUGUGCACUUUGAUGUUUAUCUGUCCUCUGAAUGCCUUCCUUUCUUGGGGGUCUUCUUCCUGUCUUGUCCUUAAUUAAGUUCUACACAGUGUGUUCUUGUCAAAGCUAAUCAGAAUUGCAGAAACAUUCUGCUAAAGGCAUGCAAAUACAAGACAAGAAUAUGAUAUCAUUGAAUGUAGGUCCAUUUGUUUAGGGUAACGAAUUCUCCAUCUAAACCGGUCUGAAAAGAAUGUGGAUGUAGAAAGACCAAUUUCAAGUGAGAUUAAUUGAUCUCAUUUGUUGUUUUAAUUCUGACCCGGGGCAACCAGUCCUGUAUUUCUGAUUUUGGUUAGUAAAAGGUGAAACGAAUUUUAUGAAGCAGCCAUUAUUUGAUUUUUUUAAGCAAAUACAUUAUGUAAAAUAUCAAUUUUCCCUUUAGAGGGUCUUUGUGUUGGCUGGAGGUCACUAACAAGGGAUAUAACCAUGAAUGUUUCAAAAUCAAUCUGAACACAAUCCAUAUUGAUUCUUUCCUUAUAUCUCUCUUAUACUCCCCCACAACCCGGUCACCAUAUUCUUUAGUAAAUCAAUGACCUGGCAACAGAGUAUUUAAUAAAUGUAUAUAUGCCCUUCGUAUUUAGGAGCAAUGUUUCAAUUUUCAAAUUAUUUUAAAUCCAUGUGAGUAUAAAAUUCCAAAAUUUUCAACUCCAAUCAUGUCAAAUGAAACAGAUGCUGUCCAACACUAUGUCCCUUACCUCAAUAUCAGGAGAGCUAUACACUAAGAUGGAAAAAUUCUGUCAAGCCUAAAAUGGUUAAUUACCCUAUGAUGCCAUCUGUUUGUUUAGAAAAUGAUGAUUUUCUUCAAAAUACCAAAUUAUCUUUAUAAUUUGACUACAUAUGAAGGCUUUCUAAGUAAGACAGAGUUUCAAAGGACCCUGCAUUUUGUGAAAUGAUUAACUUCUUUUUUAGCAUCCCAUCUUGCUUCCCUACUCUGUUCCCUCCAUUAGCAGAUCGUAUUUAUCCUGAAAGUGCACAGUUAUGCCCCAAUGUACCUUGCACACAGCUGACUGAUAGGCCGUGGUAUUUUUUAGUAGUUUUUACCCUUUAAUUCUGUCUUUCAUUAUUGUUAAGGCUUGCUAGAUCUUUUUUAUUGUCUUUAGUAGAUUUGAUUAAGUAGUGAUUUACAUAAUUUAGUAAUAAAGAGAAGCAAGCUAACCAUGUACGAGGCUAACCAACAUGAGGAUGUUGAGUAAUUUUGAAAGAAAGUAGCCGUGAAAGGAUGAAUAAAGUUCUGAAAUUUUGAAGGAGAAGAUCACAUUGUUUAGUCUUGUAUUUCCUCCUUUCACAUUCUUUUCUUCUCCACACACUCAUGAUUUUCCAUGUUUAUGGCCCAUUUAUUCAAUUGUUUCCUAAGAAUACUGAAAGCGAAGCAGCCAUGUUAUUGUAGUCUCUAGGCGAACUCUGGUUGUGUUGGCUGGCUCUUCUCUGUGUUUGCUCUUUGGAAGGAUAGCGUGCCCUUCCGAAUACUUGCCAUUUCACAUUCUGAGAGUGGGUUGGAGUGAGUGGGUCCACUGCCAACAGUUGCCAAUGUGGUGAGAGUCCUUUCAUAGUUGGAAACAUUGCUCACUUCAGAGAUACUUGUCACCAAGCAGUCAACAGCUAGUCCAAAUCAACACUGUGAGCAUCAAGAAAUCCUCCCUGCAUACAUUUGUGUAGAAGUGACACACAAUUCAGAGCAGAACUUCCUGGCACCACCUUGCUCAGCAUCUGUCUACACUGCCCAAAUUGGCAUCAAAUCUCCAGCCCUUUAUUUUCUCAUGCAGCUAGAAAUGUUAAGAACCCAAGGAUCUAGGUGAAUUAUUGUUCUUGGAUGCCAAAGCAUUUUUAAGCAGAAUGUUAAUUGAAUUGAAAAUUCAAAAACUUUUUAUUCGCAUGAUUUCAAAGAGCCAAAUGUUUGAAAAUACCCAGAAAAUGUACUAGCUAUUACAGAGCUCACCCAGCUGGUUAAUGUUACACAGACCCAGAUCAGCUGUAUUCACCAACUGACUACACACCCUAUGUCAGUGGGUAGGACUUGUGGGUGUAGAGUAAGGAGGGCCUUCCCCUUUUCAUAGGCUGAACUCAGGAGGCAAAGGGCAGGAAAAGCACCACCACGAGGACGACAGUGAAGGAAAAAAAAAGAUUGAAUGCUUUCCAGUCAAACGAUGGCAUGUAAUAUAUACCAAUAUAGGAUUUUAAAUUUAUAGUUUACACACACAUUAGAAACUAUUCUAACACAUGAAGUGAUAAAAUUGAAAGGAAUACAAGUAUGACAACCUAAAACAAGAAAGCAAUCAUAUCAAAAUUGCCCCCAAAAAGUUCUUUCUAAUCUUUUUAAGGUGCUGUUAAACUUAGGAAAAAGAUGGGGGGGAGGGAGGAAACAGUGUUACUGGAAGUUUCCGUGGUAACACAAAGAAAAUAACAUUCUUUUAGUUCUGGGAAAUUAGAGAAACUGGGAUCGUCUUUCCAGGAAGAAAAAGAAAUGUGUAACAUCUCUUUAUCACUCCUUCUCCCUCCCCACUUCCCUCCCCACUUUCUCUCGAGUAAAUUUCUGGGAAAGCAAGAAACUAUAUGCAAGAGUCCUGUUGGGCUUGGUGCUCUCAUUUUCCUCCCUCGUGGAAAUGGAACUACAGUCGUAAGUGAUCUGGGAUGUAGAGAGGUAGCGGAGCCAAACUGUGGUCAAUGGGAAGAGGAGUACACACUUCUCACGCUUGAAAGAAACCCAAGAUGAGGCCGGGGAGUGGCCCACAACCUAAGAUUUUCUGCCUGGGCUUGAUACAGUUUGAGGUUGACGUCAGUUUAGGGUCCAAAUUGGACCAGAGUAAAGAGUUAGACUGUUGAUUCUAAUGAAAAUUAAGAGGCUGUGUUUAUCUACUAAAGCAGGGCUCGCUCACAUGAACAACACACAUACACACACACACAUACACACACACACACACACCCCUUCUCCCAGACAGACCUUCUGAGACGGAGAACUGACGCCUUUCAGUUCCUUUGCUUUCACAUCAGUAACAUCAAAUAUAUGGAAACGUUUUGCUCCCCAUGCCCUGCAAACUCUAAUUCUCUAUCGUGUAAAUUAUACUAUCAGUAGAGUUCAGUGUUUAGUGCAUAAUGAGAGAAACUUGGUGAAAGAAAUUGUUUUUAUUUUUACGCUCUUAAAUCUGUGGGUUUUCUUGGUUGAUGGGUUCUCUCUCUAGACUCCGUUUCAGCAUGAUGGGGUUAUUAGUUGUCUCCCAAGGAAUAAUAGCUGUUCGGAAGUUUCAGUAAAAACUCGACCAUCACCACAUCAACAGAUACCCUCAGAAGCGUCCCCUGCCAGGACUUUGUCAAAUUAUCUGUCCCAUCACAGGUUUGAUCAUGAAAAUUAUUUAACACACUAUCUGUAUUUAGCCGCGCAUUCUCCCUGUUUGCUGGGACUUAGCAACUUUGGGAGAUAAAGGCUCAGCGGAAGAACAGGAAGAGAGGACAGAAGGGUAGUGGUGAAGAAGGGAGUGCCCACACCUAAGAAGUUAAUCCAUUUACUAGGAAACACUUAAGAACAGCUCCCUUUGACUGAAUAUCAAACCACAUUUUGCUGUCAUCACUAGGAUUUGCAAACAAGGCAUUCUUUGAAUCAGUGCAGCUAGAUGAGGAAAUUCAUUUUCAAAUCCUAGAGAGUCUUGAUUAGAAGGAAAAAUAGAUGUAGAGGAUCGGUUUUCCCCACUUGGGUCACCUGAGCGGGGGAACAGAGAGUGGAGAACUGAGUUUCCAACCGUCUAAACCCAAGAGCCAGGGAACUCUGUGUAGGUUCUGGACGUGAGGUCCUCAUGCAUCUCAGUAUAUCCUGACUGACUUGUCAUUAGACCUCUCUGGUUUCCGGUCUCCAUUCUAUUGGAUAAACAUGUACAUGACACUUGGGAGGAGGCUCUUCAGGUAACAAUUUACAGCUGUUGCUUGGGUUCAACAUACUUUUCCUCAAAUAGGGCAUGUGGCAGUCCAGAGCAAUUGAUAGCCAAGGACAGUCCUCCCUCAGUAUCAGUGAACCAUCGUACAACUGAAAAGAUCAGCUCUUCCAACUGAGGAGAAAUUUGCAGCUUUGGAAACUCAGAGCAGAGAGUGAAGGGAAAAAAAUGUCUUGGGAAUAUUAUCCUCACCUCACAGUUUAAUAAUAAUUUUCUUAUCUUAUUUUUCUAGUAGAGAAGCUACACAUCAAGCUUAUUCAAAUCCAGUUUAAGAAGCCUCUUGCAAGUUACUUGUUUUCUCACUUGAGGUAUUUUCCCUCCCCACCUCACCCCUAUACCCCCCUUUCUCUUUUCCCCCUGCAAGAGGAAACAUUUAAUAUAGCAGAGUCUAAUCACAGUCAUGUCAUAAUGGAGAUAUUAAAAGCAUUUAACUUCCUGUCUAGGAAAAUGUAUAAGCUAAGGCAUAGACAAAACAGUGGGAAAUGCUGAGAAAUUUUCCAAUGGAGAGAAAUAAUCUGGAUCAUUUUUUGCAAAAAGUUCUUUUUAUGUUAUAUAGUAUCAGGAUUUGGGAAAACUAAAUUUUUUUCUAAAUUCUGGAACCCACAUCUUCAGGAGACAUAUGCCAGAGACAGGAGUAGAAAUGAAAGGUUGAAAAUCCAUCUGUCAGCAUUUAUCCUGUAAAUUUUUCAUUUAGAAACAAUUGUAUCUAUCUUCUGAUUUUGUAGUCAAUAUGUUGUGUACUGUGUGACUCAUACUUCUUGGUAAAUAAAGCACCAAACAUGUAUCUGUAACCAUGAUCACGUAUAUUGUAUUAAAUAUAUAUCU